AUGGCGCUUAGAAUAUGUGAGGUUCUUCUACUACUUUUGCUUUUAAAUAUAAUAAGUGCCGACUCAGCGACCGUGAUAGAUGAAGCUGACUUUGAACUUAUAUCUAAAGAAAAAAUACAAGCUGGGAAGUCGAAAUUGGAAGAGUUCACGGCAAACGCUAAGAGCAGUGAUUGUUGGAAGAAAGCUGUUGCAGGGAUUGGGAAACGAUGCAAGACCCUUGGAGACGUGGAACAGAGCUAUCUGGCGAUCGAUUUUACGAACUGCCACUUGUCUAAAUCAAGAAGAAAAAUUUAUUCUUGUUCUAGGGAGACGCAAUCGAUUGAGGAAUGUACGGGAUCAAUGGACGACACGACAUAUUUAACGUAUACGACAUUUUUUGCUCAUACGACCAACAUCUGUUUCUACGUGAAAAGCGAGUUGUGGCAAGCAAGAACAGAAGACACUAUCUCUGAAUUAUCAAGAACUUCCCAACAGGUUGCUGAUCAGCUGGAGGAGUCUGCCCAGAGACAAAUCCUAGUGCUACAAAAACAGAAUAUUUCACUUGCAAACCAGAAGGAAAUCAUUUCAAAUGAAAUCCAGUUAUCUGCGACCCUGAAGAAUUCUACGGUAACUGCAAAAAAAGCCUUCGAGGAAAUGAAACAAAAUGCUUUCGAGCAAAAAGCUUUAUUCACUGAAACAUUUGAUAGUGUCUUCAAAGCUGUUGAAAAAGUCCAAAAACUGCAAUCAUUGAUUCUUGGAGAGUUUAUAAGUUUACAAUCGGUGUCUUUCUACAUUGCUGCUGUAUGUACGUGUUAUUUCCUCACAAGCACUCCACGCACAGCAGCUGGCAGACUUCCGCUUUUCAUUGGAUUGUUUAUUCUCAUAUUCAUUGAGCGGCUGGUGACAUCUUGGGGAGUGACAGAGACUCAGUCAACCAACACAGAAGUGAUACACUCAAGACUUUGGUUUUUUAGAAAGCUAUACCUCAUUAUUGCAACUGUUGUUAUAAUGGUUGUUGGAUACCAAUAUCAAGAUUACAACAAAAUCAACUUUGAUAUGCUUCGCGAGAUGCAGCUUCAGAUUCAAGAAAUGAAGGGAUGGCAGGAGAAGAUCAAAAGUCUGAAGGCACUAACAAAUGGAGAGUCUUCACCACAGCCAUCACAGAACAGGCAGUGGAUCGGAAGUAUUAUACAUCCUGGUUCAAGACACGUCCAAAUUUGUGAUGCACAAGAUGGUCCCAUCAGUGAUUGUGCACAAAACUUGUACGAUGAUGAUGAUGAUGAUGAUGAUGAGUCUGAUUGCAGCUAUACGCCUGAUGAGUCAGACCUGGAGAGUUUUUCAGAUGAGAGCAGUGAGGAAGAAGAUCACAAUGAUUCUGAGAUUGAAGAAGCCAAACCUGUCAAAAGAACUCAAGUGACUGGAGGGAAACCUAGAGGAACACCUAAAGCGACAGACUCUGCAUCUUCCAGAAGAACAAGGAGUAAUGAAAGGGUUCAUGAUUCAAGUCCAUCAGUUCGUUACAAUCUUCGAUCAAGAGGAAACACUCCCUCACACACCCGCAAUGGCCGCUUCCUUAGUAACAUGCCCUCACCAUCAAAAUUAAAGGAGCUGAUUAACAAAGUACAGCAGGGCUCAAGCAGGCGUUACACAGCUGUUGUUUGUAAACAAAAUAACAAGAACACUGAUAAAGCACCAUUGUUUUCAUCUGAUGAAGAAUCCUAAACGCAUCAUUGCUUCUGAAUUUGAGCAUUUUACCUUCUGUGAAUACAUAUAGGGGGUUCAAUGAAUCUUUAAUUAUCAAUAUCAUUUUGAUCAUUAUUAUGAAUGUUAUUAACACUAUUAUUAAUAAUUUUUUAAUAUAAUUCUAAUCUAAGACCAGACCCAGAAUGGCAUUGAAUUUGUUUUAUUGUAUUUUCUGGAAGUCAGAACUUUGGUCAGCAAUGUGAAACUUGCUCAGCUGAUGUUGUACAUCUAUUGACUAGGCAUGAAGUAUUAUAAAUAUUUUUAUUAUUUUUCUUGUAUUCAUUUUUGUCAAAAAACAAUACUUAUUGAGAUAUGGCAUAUUUCGAGCAUGAAUCUUCUACAGCAUUUUAAGAGAUGGGUUUUGAAUUUUGUAAACAAUCAUAAAUUGUAUUGAUUAGUCUCUAAGACUGUUGUUCGGCAUGAAUAAGGAAUUUAUUAUUCAAGAGUUAUCAUAUUUGUUGAUUCUUUAUGCUAAGAUUGUGGUUUCACUACUAUCUUUAUUUAUUACAGUGUUCUUGUCUUAUUUUACUUAUGCAAUAUUUAACUAAAUAAAUGAAGUUACAAAACUGAUGUCAUAGUAAUUCCCAGCAGUAAAGUGCAGUUUUUUUCUUGA
Messenger RNA from Stylophora pistillata, 2335 nucleotides. RefSeq lists its product as uncharacterized. The record is from RefSeq and is a predicted model, not a curated record. Lineage: Eukaryota; Metazoa; Cnidaria; Anthozoa; Scleractinia; Pocilloporidae.